GGAGGGCAGAGGGCACACUUCCAAAAUUCACUAAAAUUGUAACCUAUAUAAAGUUUAUCUAGCCACUAUCAUCAAGCUUGUACCUAAGUUUUCCAUAUCCUCCUGCACAUACUGUGCUGAUAGAUUUUGUUUCGCCGCGCAUUUGAAGAAAGUCAACAAUGUUUUUGUGAUAUUUUUCAACGGGUUCAGACUUGCCCCAUGUUCCUGCGCGAAUGACUCGAGAUCUGAGAGAAAUCGCUCGCCAUCUGUAGAUCCUAUCAAGAAAUGCAGCACUAGAUCUACAAACUUCUUAAAUCCUUCAUCGUUAAACUUAUUUAAAGCUUUAACAUCACUGAACAUUUGAUUUCCUGGCGUUUCUUUCGUGAAAUGGAACGUCACAUUUGCAGCCAUUUUGUUGUUUUUCUGCUUUCUGUUUCCACUUCUCUAAAAUAUUUCUUCGACAAAAAUCUAUUGCGGAGAAAAUCUUCAAUUAUUCAAAGUGGAAGCUGGAUCCAUGAAGGAAUUUUAUAUCCACGUUUGCACCUGAAUGAUAACAUAUAUUCCUAUAUAUACCUUUUUACUCGUCAAUUACCACAUAUAUCCUAAAUAUUAGCCUUGUGUACCUUCGUACUCAAAUUUAUCCCUAUUUGUUCUUAUAUGACUAUUUGUGUACCCUAAUAACACUAUUUAUCCCAUAUGACCUAAUUGUAUACCUAUUUAUCCCAAUUUACUCUUGUGUGAUCCAAUUGUGCACCUUUGUAAUUACCCCUAUCCCUAUUUAUCCAUAUACGAUUCAUUCGUGUACCUUAGUAGCCGUGUAUUAGUCCCUAUAAUAACCCAUUAUGUACCUUAAUAAUUCCCCAAAUUCCCAACUACCCUUGUAUAUCCACAUAAAGUAACAAAAAUCCCCAAAUAUCCCAACUUUCGUGCCCAAGCCUAUUAUUUAGUGACACGAUAUCAAGAGAAAACAUUUUAGAAGACUUAGAAAAUUUAUAAAAGUUCAACAAAACGCACGUGAUUUUUAAAGUAUCGAAAUAUUUACAAUGGUUCUUUUGGAAAACGAAGCAGUAAGUAUUUGCUGUGAAAAUCCUUCUUUUAUACGUAGGAUCGUUAUGUGGCUUAUAACUACACUAUACAAUCGAAAAUGGCAAAAGUGUUGUCCAUCAAGUCUUUGUUUAUAUAUUUUAGUUUUUAACUCGACUCACAUAUCUCUAUAACAAGACGAGGACGUCAGGAACUGUCUGGAUUACAAUGAAAGCAUGUAAGUUUUGUUUUAUACAGGUAUAUAACUUGUACUUUUAGAUCAGUUUGUCCCAAGUUUCUAUAAACCAGUUCACCAGAAGCUCUGAAUUCAGGGAAGUUUUCAUUUAGGGGGGGGGGGGGUGAGGUGGUUUACCAGAUUUGACUUGAUUCACCAAGAUGAACUUUUUCCUAGAUAACGGCAGAACAAAGCCAAUACCACGAAGAAAGAAAAAAGAUAAAAAUGCUUUACUGGAGAUGGAGGGAAGCGAAAGUAAAUGUCUUAUUAGAGCAACAAAUGGAAAAAAGAAGAUCAGUACAGUGGUAAGGAGAAAUUGUGAUACAUUUUGUAGUUUGGGACAAGUUGUUUGUUGCGUGUUAUUUAUUCCACAGAUACUUGCUUACUUGACAUAACAAAUUGUUUAUUUUCAGAUUAAUUCAAAAGAUGUAAACAGAUUUCAACAGGUAAUAAUUGUAGUAAGUUUUGGGAUUCAUACAUCUGAAGUACGGUAUCAUCGUUUAUUGUGAUAUUAUUAUUAAACCCUAUCUGGUUAUUCACCAUCUUUUGAUUCAUUUCACUCCAGGCAUAUACAAGCGUACUAAAGGGAUGCCUUGAUAAUUUAAAGAAACGAGAAAGAAAGACGGCGAAAAGCAAGAAAGCAAAGGCAACUCAAUGAAUUCUGCAGCCAUUAUAAAGUAUACAGUGAUACACUGUGCUGUAGAUAGUCAACUUCUCAAGCCAGGCUUUUUCUAUCUUCGCUCGUGUGGUUUUCUAAAAUAUGCUCAGGACUAGCAAAGAUAAAGAGCGUCGCUUGUAUGGCGUGCACAGUGCACACAGCUAGUUCAUUGAAGUUUUCCCAAACCUGAAUAGUUGGCCUAUCCAACAAACAUAUACAGCCUACGAAUACAGCUGUGUCACAUUGGGUGGUUUCAAUACACUGCCCGAGAGAGAUGGCUGUAUUUGCAGGCUAACAAACACAUUGUGAAUGGAGGGAUAAACAUACAUGAAUUAGCUAUACAGGGUGUAUAAAAAAAACUGAACAGAUUUGAAAUUGCUCUCAAUUUCGCAAAACGCCUAUUUGUAUCUGGUUUUUAUAUAUAUAGCUUCUUUCGGUACUUAUAAUGUAAAAUAAUGAAAAAUAUUUCUCGAACUCAAAUUUUGUGAACCAGGGGGGGGUGUCUUUUCCAACAAAUUAAAAAUGGCUCGCGCACAAAAUUUAAAAGCUGUAAUCAUAUUUUGAGUUAAUAGAUUGAAAAUUUGUCGGGUUUUUAAUUACUGUACAAAAUUUCAGACAAUUUGGUUUAGUUUAAACCCUUUAAC
This is a messenger RNA of Paramuricea clavata, 2539 nucleotides long. The record is from the annotation of a GenBank genome assembly. Lineage: Eukaryota; Metazoa; Cnidaria; Anthozoa; Malacalcyonacea; Plexauridae.